This is a messenger RNA of Kuraishia capsulata CBS 1993, 1110 nucleotides long. RefSeq lists its product as uncharacterized. Gene Ontology annotation, cellular component: mannan polymerase complex. Lineage: Eukaryota; Fungi; Ascomycota; Pichiomycetes; Pichiales; Pichiaceae. The transcript has a single exon. Gene Ontology annotation, molecular function: alpha-1,6-mannosyltransferase activity. The record is from RefSeq and is a predicted model, not a curated record. Bases 1 to 1110 code for a protein of 369 amino acids. Gene Ontology annotation, biological process: cell wall mannoprotein biosynthetic process; protein N-linked glycosylation.
AUGGUUGUCGUCAAGAGUCCUAUCCUCCGUCACAUACGAAGGAAACCACUCCAAUUUGUAGCACCAGUGGUGACUCUCAUACUGGUGUUGUACCUGAUCGUGGGCAGGUCCUCAGGGAAGACCAAGGGCAAAUACAGCUACAAGUCCAGGAGCAAGGGUUUGUUUUCGAGACCUAGAGAUGUGAUCCCCAGAAACUUGCCUAAUGACCACAUAUCGCAUUACGAUUUGAACAAACUUGCGUCGACGCCUAUGGCUGCUUACAACCAGGAACGUGUGCUGAUCUUGUCGCCAAUGUCCAGAUUCUAUGAUGAAUACUGGGCCAAUUUGUUAAAAUUGACAUAUCCCAGAGAGUUGAUCGAGUUAGGAUUCAUUGUCCCAAGGACCGCAGACGGUGAUGUGGCUUUGAAGAAACUGGAGAAGGCCGUCAAGCUGGUCCAGAGCCCCAGGAACAGUAAAGAAGCCAAAUUUGCCAAGAUCACCAUUCUGAGACAGGACAAUGAGUCGUUGCAAUCGCAGAAAGAGAAGGAUAGACAUGCCUUGUCUGUGCAAAAGGAGAGAAGAGCGAACAUGGCGCUGGCGAGGAACUCGCUUUUGUUCACCACCAUUGGACCUUACACUUCAUGGGUGCUUUGGUUAGAUGCUGAUAUAGUAGAGACGCCAAACACGUUGAUCCAGGACCUGGCUGGUCACGACAAACCAGUCAUUUCUGCCAACUGUUACCAGAGGUACUUCGACGACGAGAAAAAAGAAGACUCCAUACGGCCAUACGACUUCAACAAUUGGGUUGAGAGCGAUGAGGGCUUGAGAAUCGCAAGUACGAUGUCAGACGACGAUAUCAUCGUGGAGGGUUACCACGAUAUCGCCACAUACAGACCCUUGAUGGCUCAUUUUUACGAUCCCAACGGAGACGUGAACACUGAGAUGCAAUUGGACGGUGUUGGAGGAGCUGCCGUAAUGGUGAAAGCUGAUGUUCACAGAGACGGUGCCAUGUUCCCCAGUUUCCCAUUCUAUCACUUGAUCGAAACCGAAGGAUUUGCCAAGAUGGCGAAGAGGCUGGGUUACGAGGUAUUCGGGUUGCCAAACUAUCUCGUGUUUCACUUCAACGAAUAG